Messenger RNA from Quercus robur (English oak), 771 nucleotides. RefSeq lists its product as uncharacterized. The record is from RefSeq and is a predicted model, not a curated record. The transcript is spliced from 2 exons. Bases 1 to 771 code for a protein of 256 amino acids. NCBI's taxonomy places the organism in Eukaryota, Viridiplantae, Streptophyta, Magnoliopsida, Fagales, Fagaceae.
AUGGUGGAAAUGCUCCUGAAGGCACAGAAGUAUAUGAAUGUUGAAGAUGCUUUAGCUGCCAUAAAGGAUGCCGAGAAGCCAGGCGACAAGGCCAAGAGGGAAGACGAUCGUAGGGGGCAGAAGAGAGAUCGACCAGAUCGUCGGAACAAUGACGGGAACAGGAGGAAAGAUGAUAAAAAUCCUCGAACAAAUAAGUACUGCCGGUUCCACAAAGAUCAUGGCCACAACACGGAGGAUUGCAGAGACCUAAAGGAGCAAAUAGAGGAGUUAAUACGGAAAGGGAAGUUACAGAAAUAUGUGAAGAAAGGAGAAUAUAGCAAGUUCAGGGACAACAAUAAAAUCCAGCAUGAAUCCUUCUCCCAGGAUGACGACCGUCCGUCCCAACCUCCACACAAGGUGAUCGGGGAGAUAAACACGAUUACAGGAAGGCCGUUUUCAGGAGGAUCAUUUAAAUCACUCAAAAAGGCAUACCAGAGACAGGUGAACAGCGUCCACGCCAUACCUCCGUCCAAGCACCGACGAACAUACCAGGACAUUUCCUUCAGUGAAGGAGACACCAUGGGAGUGAAGCAGCCCCACAACGAUCCCUUGGUCAUAAUGCUGAAUAUAGAAGGGUUCAAUACCAAGAGGAUCCUCAUCGAUAAUGGAAGUUCCGCGGACAUCAUCUACCUCCCAACCUUCCAGCAGCUGAAACUAGAUCCGAAAAGACUACGCCCUUUUGACUCUCCACUCAUCAGCUUCAGCGGAGACAGGGUCUACCCAGGAGCAUAG